Molecule: messenger RNA, 1470 nt
Organism: Paramuricea clavata
Lineage: Eukaryota; Metazoa; Cnidaria; Anthozoa; Malacalcyonacea; Plexauridae
Source: the annotation of a GenBank genome assembly
GAAGAAAUAGGAAUAAUAUUUCUUACACAACAGGCUAAAUAAACGAGCUUUGAAUUAAAAAAAUACAAAACGAAAGUUAUUUUGCCCCAGGCUUUCAUGCUCGCUCACCAUUGCCAUCAAUGGAUCUCGAAUCGAAAAUUUCGUCUUUAAAAAAUUAUGUUAAGUUGAGCACGCAGGAUGACAGAGAGGCCGCACAUAAGAAUGAGGAAUCUUCUAACAGCAAUGCAGAGGCAAACGGAUGGUGGGGAACCAUUUCUAAUAAGGCACAAGAACCCGAUCCUUGGCUGCCUGGACUGGUAUACACUGAAUACUUCAUUUCAUAUAAAUAUAAUUCAUGAAAUAAUAAUUACUUUAUUAACCCAUUAAGUUGGAUUGCACCCCAAUGUGCCCUGCUUUAUUACCUUACUCUCUGUCUAACGUCAGAUGAUUUUACUUGUCAAGGGGAGAGUGCUGGUGCCCGAUGGGGUUAUUAAAACCAUAACUUUUAUACAAUUUGGCCUUCACGGUUUUUGCAUGGUACCCAGAGGCAAGAGCAUGCUUGGAGUUUUUCUUUGUCUUGUGACGUAUUAUGUAGGGUGUUGCCUUUUGUGUAUCAAGGUGGCCGCCUAAAAAGCCAUAUAUGUGGGCGGUGGAUAGAAACUAAUAUGCUUUUGCAUAGUGGCCUGUUAAACUGGAUGGAAAGCAGGUUUUAGGGAAAGAUAGCAAUAGGAAUCUCUUUUGCUAGGAUUCCGAAAAUAUAUAAGUUAAUUUUAAUAUUUUGUCAUCUGACUGUGGCAAUUUUUUUUUUCAGAGUAAAACACAAAGGAUAGUUGGAUUUUUUAUGUCCUUGUUGUUAGGAAUGUUCUGUUUUGGAAUGGUAAUUUUCAUUCAAUUGUGAUUUCCAAUGUAACAUGAAAUUUGACAAUAUAAUAGUUUGAUGUUACGUUUUUGAACAAAAUUUACCUACUGCAACAUGUGCAUAUUUCAUUUUAGGCGGCGAUGUUAAUACCUUUCAUAAUACUCAAGUCAAGAAAAUUUGUUGCUCUCUAUACUAUGGGGAGUAUUUUUACUUUGGGAAGGUAUAAACAUUAUCCAACUUUAUAGGUGAUUUCCUCAAGCACACUGCAGAAUCGUACAGCAGAUGUUGGUUGUCUUCUAUUUGCAGGCAAAUAUGCAGAGCUGAGAGAUGCUUAAUUGUUCAUGCAAGAGAUGAGAGCAUGUUCAUGCAAGUUUCUGAAGCUGACAAGGGCUUCUUUUAAUUACAUAGACUGGGGUCCAAGUCUCCCCGAGCCCUAAUAUUGGCCCCUCCAAUGACCAUGAAUUCUUAUCUCUAGUUUCUCACUGCUCUGGGGCCCAUAUCAUCAUUUUAAACACCUUAUCAGCGUGGAAAGAUUGCCUUUCACUGUCACAUACUUUGGAUCAAUGUCUGCAACAUUGUAUGUUGCUAUAUUUGUGAGUAUUUUAUAAAACUUUUUCCACCUCUUUCAUUAU